Cephus cinctus (wheat stem sawfly) is the source of this 617-nucleotide messenger RNA. RefSeq lists its product as uncharacterized. NCBI's taxonomy places the organism in Eukaryota, Metazoa, Arthropoda, Insecta, Hymenoptera, Cephidae. Bases 46 to 588 code for a protein of 180 amino acids. The transcript is spliced from 3 exons. The record is from RefSeq and is a predicted model, not a curated record.
GGAAAAGCAGUUGAGGUGCAGUCAAAAUCUAUAUUUACAAACACGAUGAGCAGCGAACUUAGCAUCGUGAAAUACAUGGACGAAACGAUCUUUGAACAAAUAUGCGAUGCAAUAUUCACUCUAAUUCCUGAAGUGCCAAGGUUAAAGCAGUUGUUCUUAAGCUGGAGCCUGUUGAAUUUUGAAGAGAAACAACAAUUAGAUGAGAAGGUAAAAACUUGGUACAAUCCAAGUAGACGCCAACUUUACAAACCUCUUCGAGAAGCCCUAAUCCGUUGGGAAAAUCUGCAGGAUACACAAGGUGCUCCAGGUUGCGAGCCGGGUUUGGUAUCUUUCUCGUGUGAUCCUCAACUGGAAGAGGAGUUGGUAAACGUAAUAUGCAGUCUGGAGAUUAUAUUUGCAAAAAAUAAAGAGGGCAGAGAAGAUGAGGAAAAUAAAGGCUCUCAACACGCGAGACCUAUGGCAGAGAUUCCCAUGAGUAAUAAAAGUACCCCUAAGGACAGGACACCUCAUUCAGUACAUAGCUGCGGAUACAUUACGGAUCGAAAGGAUUCAGAUGAUGAUGAUAUGAGUGGUUACAUGACAAAUUAGAAAUAGAAUUAGAAUAUUAAUUCCACCAA